This is a messenger RNA of Trichoplusia ni (cabbage looper), 2115 nucleotides long. It is a transcript of the gene PGAP3, whose product is annotated as post-GPI attachment to proteins factor 3. Lineage: Eukaryota; Metazoa; Arthropoda; Insecta; Lepidoptera; Noctuidae. Gene Ontology annotation, cellular component: endoplasmic reticulum membrane. The record is from RefSeq and is a predicted model, not a curated record. Bases 361 to 1359 code for a protein of 332 amino acids. Gene Ontology annotation, biological process: GPI anchor biosynthetic process. The transcript has 7 exons. Gene Ontology annotation, molecular function: hydrolase activity, acting on ester bonds.
CUGAUAGUUGUUUGCUGUACAUUCUGUAUAUUGUACAAUUAAUUAAAAUGUAUUUGGGUAUUUAUAAUUAAUCCAUUAAGAAAAUUUAACGAAAAAGCUAUUUGAACGCAUGAGGCAUAAGCUCGGGAUUGUUGCCUUAUAUAGUUAUAGAAUUUUAUGAGAGUAUUUCUUAUAGAAUAAUACAAGAUAAUAUUCUACGUCCGGCACCGGCAAAAUCGUCUCUUAUCUGAUAAUGAUACUAGCGAUGUAAGUGUUUAUGGGUCAAAGGAUCUAAACCAUUAAAGCCGAGUUAAACGUUAGAUUGGUUUUCAAAUGUAAAUUAUUUGCCACUAAAAAAAUUUAAUAAACAUAAGGCUAAAAAUGAAAUUAGUAUUCAUCAGUGUUAUCAGUGUAUUUGUGUUGUGGGAGAGAUUUAAUCCGGCAUCAUGCAGUAUCGGGGAUCGCUCCUCAAUAUAUUUAAACUGCAAUCAUAGAUGUGUGAAAGAAAAUUGUACCAAUGAUGGCGAGAAAUUCAGAACAAAAGCAGCUCAGAAGCAGGACAUCUGGUGCAAGUUGUUGCGCUGGAGCUGUGAUGAUGAGUGCAGGUAUCAGUGCAUGUGGUUCACUGUGCAGAACUUCAAGAGGGCUGGUGAGGGAACCCCCAAAUUUCAUGGCAGAUGGCCAUUCAUCAGGGUAAUGGGGAUGCAGGAACCGGCUUCAGCAUUCUCGUCCAUCCUGAACUUUGCUGCCAAUGCCUACAUGUAUAAGAAGAUCCAGAGACAGUUCCCACUGUCCAAGGCUCGUGCCAUGCCUAUUGUUGCCUUCUGGCAUGGAUUUGCUAUGGUGUGCAUGAAUGCAUGGGUGUGGUCAACAAUAUUCCAUAUGCGAGAUAAUCCAUUCACAGAGUUCAUGGACUAUGCAUGCGCUCUGUCCAUGGUCAUGGGCCUAUUCGUCGCCGCCGUAGUAAGAUUGUGUUACAAACGGACAAAGCUCACGAUAUUCAUCCUCCUUGUGCCGCUGUUCUACUUUGUAACGCACGUCCGCUAUCUCUACGAGGGUGUUAUCAACUAUGAUUAUAAUAUGAGCCUCAAUAUAUUUUUCGGCGUGGCAGGGUCUCUGAUCUGGGUGGGCGUGACGUGGCGGCAGUGGCGGCUGGGCCACGGCUACGCGUGGCGCAUGCUGUGCUUCACGCUGCUGUCGGGCGCGGCGCUGUCGCUGGAGCUGUUCGACUUCCCGCCGCGACUCGGCGCCUGGGACGCGCACGCGCUCUGGCAUCUGUCUACCUCGCCUCUGCCUUUGCUGUUUUAUAGAUACGUAUUAGACGACCUCCACUACCUGCAGUCGAAAGAGCUGGAAAAGUUUGCGUUCAAGCUGACCUGAGUCAUUUCAUAUAAAAUCUCAGUCCGCGUUUCACAAAUUGUAGGAAAUGUCUGUGAAUACUGGAAGAUAGUAGGUAAGACCUGCAUUACUGGCAGACUGAGAAAAUGUGUUAUUAUGCUUUGACUGUCAUUUUGCAUACAUAUACAAGAUAUCUCUACAGACGUUUCUGCUCAAUAGUAAUAAAAACGUCCAAUAUUCAUCAAAGAGGUACCUCAGCACGUACAUUAUAUAUGUAGCUUUUAUCGAACAAACUAAUGUUAUUUUAGGAACAAGACUGACCUUUUUUGCAUUUUUUGUAUGUGUAUAGAACUAAGAAUAAAUAAUAUAUAAGAAUGUAUUUAUAAACCUAGUAUAUUCUUCAUGUGCAAUAUUAGGCUGGUCAAAAACAUCAGCCACAGUAACAAGCCGCCGUGGUAUUAUAUAUUUUGCAAAAGCAAAUUAUUUCAGCGUGCAUUGUAUACCCUAAUACGUAAUGUUAGUUGCAUACGCCAGUGUUGCAAAAUUGAAAAAAAAAGAACCUGUUUAUGGUCGCUUUUUAGUGAUGUUUCUUUGGAAAAGAUUAACCCAGGAAAUGCGUUGUGCUGAUAAAACAGUUACAUAUUAUCGCGAUCUCCACGACUGUUUUCUAUUAUGAUAACCUCGUUAUAAGAUUUUAUAUUUUGUAUAUACCUACGCUAUUUUAUUUUGAGUACAAAUGCCUGUGAAUUGAAACUAAGCUAAAGUUUUAUUUCUAAUAAACUUUUGUUAUUGUUAAAA